UGCCGCCACUGUUCUCAGAGUGAGCAGGAGCGGAGAGAGGCUAGAGAAGCAGGAGCAGCGGGCGGCUUGGAGGGCUGGUUUACAAGCCCCGCACACGGGGCAGCUGCGUGGUGCAGCCUGCAGGGCUUUGAUCAGCUGCAGUCUGGUGAACACGGGACUUUGAGUCGCUUUUUUUUCCCCCACUUCCCAGGCAGGGGGUGGGAGGCCGAAGCCGCUCUGGUUCUGAGUUAAAGAGCCCUUGGCAGGAAGGUGCUGCCGGGCUGCUGCAGGAGGAUGCGAGCUGAGGGCAGCAGCAGAGUCGAGGAGGAGCAGCUGCUGCAGCUACCUGUGUGGCCUGGGCUGCUGCAGCAGAGACCUGCUGGCGGCAUCAUCAUGUGAAUAUUUAUUACCCGGCUGGGGUCUUCGCUCGCGGUAAUCGAAUGGGAGGUUUGCUUCGGGGAAGGUUAUUUUUCCCCCCUGCGGAAGCUUAUCUAGGGCUCGUGCGGCGAUCGGGGCAGCUGUGGAGCGGACCAGAGCUAACUGGCUUUAUCCAGACAAUGAUCCCAAAGACUAUAUGAUAAUUUCUGGUGGCUGAGAGAGAAAGAAGGCAUUUUGGGGACUGUAUUGAAGCAGAACAGGGGAGCAGGAGGGUGAAAUCAUCCGGCCUGCUCCUCCAGCAGUGGCAGCUCUGCAACUGGUGUGUACAGUGCAUUUUCAGCAGUAGCAAAAUACUAGUUUGCAGGAAGCUGCCAGUUCAACAGCAGGACCUGAGGUACUCCAGAGACAAGAGAAGAAGCAGCACCAGCAUGGAUAAGGACAGCAUGAGCCUAGCUGACCAGCAGUAUGAAUGUGUGGCUGAGAUUGGUGAAGGUGCCUAUGGGAAGGUAUUCAAGGCCCGAGACUUGAAGAAUGGAGGUCGUUUUGUAGCCUUGAAGCGCGUGCGGGUGCAGACAAGCGAGGAGGGAAUGCCACUCUCCACCAUCCGUGAGGUGGCGGUAUUGAGGCACCUGGAGACCUUUGAGCAUCCCAAUGUGGUCAGGUUAUUUGAUGUAUGCACAGUGUCACGAACAGACAGAGAGACCAAACUAACACUAGUGUUUGAACAUGUCGAUCAAGACUUGACCACUUACUUGGAUAAAGUUCCGGAGCCUGGCGUGCCUAUGGAUACUAUAAAGGACAUGAUGCUUCAGCUAUUGCGAGGGCUGGAUUUUCUUCAUUCACACCGAGUGGUGCACCGUGAUCUGAAACCUCAAAAUAUCCUCGUGACAAGCAGUGGGCAGAUAAAAUUAGCUGACUUUGGCCUUGCACGAAUCUACAGUUUUCAGAUGGCUCUUACCUCAGUGGUUGUCACUCUGUGGUACAGAGCUCCUGAAGUUUUGCUUCAAUCCAGCUAUGCAACACCAGUUGAUCUUUGGAGUGUUGGCUGCAUAUUUGCAGAAAUGUUCCGUCGGAAGCCACUUUUUCGUGGAAAUUCAGAUGUUGAUCAGCUAGGAAAAAUCUUUGAUGUCAUUGGGCUCCCGGAAGAAGAAGACUGGCCUAGUGAUGUUGCCCUUCCAAGACACGCUUUCAAUUCCAGACCCCCACAACCCAUUGAAACUUUUGUACCAGAUAUCGAUGAACUAGGCAAGGACUUACUUCUUAAAUGUUUAGCGUUCAAUCCCACCAAGAGGAUAUCUGCCUAUGUUGCUCUGUCUCACCCUUAUUUCCAUGAUCUGGAGAAAUGCAAGGAGAAUCUGGACUCUCUCAUGUCAGCCAGCCAAAACUCCAAUGAGGUGAAUAAAUCAUAAGGCUCAUUGAAGCUGAACCUACAAAUGAACAGUGUAGCUGACAAAGGUCACUGUCCCUAGCUGUUCUACUGAAGAUCAUUAUUUGGAGGUUUUACACGUCUGUCUGCUUCUUCAGGAUGGUAAUAUGCUCCAAGGAAACCAACCUAGUUUACUUUCAUCAAAGCAAUGCAAGAGCCCGGGAUUUCACCUGCUCCCUUUGCAGCUUUAUAUGUGUGUGUGUGUG
This is a messenger RNA of Gopherus evgoodei (Goodes thornscrub tortoise), 1989 nucleotides long. It is a transcript of the gene CDK6, whose product is annotated as cyclin dependent kinase 6. Gene Ontology annotation, biological process: G1/S transition of mitotic cell cycle; regulation of cell population proliferation; regulation of gene expression. The transcript is spliced from 8 exons. NCBI's taxonomy places the organism in Eukaryota, Metazoa, Chordata, Testudines, Testudinidae. Bases 786 to 1766 code for a protein of 326 amino acids. Gene Ontology annotation, cellular component: cyclin-dependent protein kinase holoenzyme complex; nucleus; cytoplasm. Gene Ontology annotation, molecular function: cyclin binding; cyclin-dependent protein serine/threonine kinase activity; ATP binding. The record is from RefSeq and is a predicted model, not a curated record.